Messenger RNA from Malurus melanocephalus (red-backed fairy wren), 1520 nucleotides. Its product is annotated as high mobility group protein HMGI-C-like. Gene Ontology annotation, biological process: regulation of DNA-templated transcription. Gene Ontology annotation, molecular function: transcription coregulator activity; DNA binding. The transcript is spliced from 6 exons. NCBI's taxonomy places the organism in Eukaryota, Metazoa, Chordata, Aves, Passeriformes, Maluridae. Bases 450 to 869 code for a protein of 139 amino acids. Gene Ontology annotation, cellular component: chromatin; nucleus. The record is from RefSeq and is a predicted model, not a curated record.
AGUGGUGUGGUUGGGGAUUUUUCUUGGUUUUGGUUGUUGUGUUUAGUGUGUGAUUCCAGGCKGCUCGAGGGGAGCUGGGUUUCACUUGCUGUCACUGCUCAGGGCUGCCAUCAGAAGGAGAUCUCUGGCAGCGCUCGCACUGCUUUCCAUAUCGCAAACUGGGAGUGCAGCAAACGGCACUGGGCUGCUGUGAGGCUCCUGAGAUGAGUGUGUGCAGAGACCUGGGCUAGCUGCUCUCGCCACUGCCGGGGACUCCCAGCUGCUGGAUACCUCACUUUCUCUCCUGCCUUCACUGCCAGGUCUGCUGGGGCUGCUUCACGUGGUGCUGCCCAACUUCUCAACAGCCUUGCAGGUAGCGGAGAAUCCAUAACAGGAUAAAGAAAAAACAGGAGACAAGUUUUAUUUCCCAGUCCGGGAAAAACAGCCUGUUGGAUUAUAAUCUGCCAGCUAUGGAAAGUGCCAGUCUGAGCAGCGAGGGGCCAGAGAACCCCAUCAAAUCUUCACUGACUGGGGGUCUGAAGAGAAAGAGGGGAAGACCAAAGAAGCAGCCACAGGAGAACGCUGGAAACACAGCURUUAUCCCACAGGAUACUGAGGAACCACAGCCAGCAAAGAAACGGGGAAGGCCAAAAGGAAGCAAGAAAGUGACUGAGAAAACGGUGGAACCUUCUGCUGGGAAAAAGCAAAGAGGGAGGCCCCGCAAGUGGCCUCAAGCAGUGGCUCAACAAGGAGAGUCUCAGGGAGGAAAUUCUCAGGAAAGCAAUGACUUGAACUCAGCACCAGGCAUCACUGGAAAAGAUGGUUCCAAGUCUGGCAAAACCACUGGUGUUAGGAGAUUUCUGAGUAACAUCCCUGCUGCAGCCCAGUAGAGUCCCACCUGUUCAUGUCUUGCUGAAGCCAGAGGACUGGAAAGCAAACAGGAUUUUUAAUGUUGUAUUUCAGUUUCUUCAUUUGUGAUAAUUUUAGCCAAGCUCUCUCUCCUGUUGCCUGUGGACUUGCUUACCAAAAAAUCCAAACAGGGAUUUAGGGGAGGAAAUGGCCAAAGCCUUGUUGGAAAGAUGCCUUUUACAGUUCGUAGUGUAUCUUUUGUGAGUGUAUUAUUUUUUCUUAAAAGUACUUGGAUAACCUGGUGCCUUGCCCUGCCACAGAGAGCGCUGUUUCAACAGAAAGGUAGCGUUGACACAGCAGUACAGAUAGAGGAAAGGAAAUUUAUUUACCCAGCUAAUGGCUGAGCUUGUCUGCCAUAACACCUCUGGCACACCGAUGGAGCAGUGCUGAGAGCUGUUUUGCUGCAUUGCCCAUAGGGACUGCAUCUGAAAGAGACAGCCUUUGAAUCAUUUCUUGACUAUUUCUGAAAGGAAAGWCCAUCGUGGCAUUUCCAGCUUGCCCAGCUUGCUGCUGUUCCAUGGUCAGGAACUUGGAUGCUUUAGGAGAAUGUUUGCACCCUGAUAYCUUAGGGAUUGAUUCUGAAAUUUUUAUCYUAACAUGAUCWGCUCAGGGAYUUUCUCUGCUAACCUCUU